AUGCAUUCAAUUCCCUUUCUUCUCCUCUGCCUGGCAGCAGUCUCACUUGCUGCCCCAACAGGCCUGUUCGACGAUGCGUACAACUAUUCCGGUGAUCUGGCCAAAUUCUAUGGCAAAGUGAGCCAGUACAUCCACGGCUCAAAGAACAAUGGCCUAUUCUCGACAUGUGACACCUCCAAGAUUGCCCUGCCCGGCUUUGCAUCCAACCUUACUAGUCCCGGUGAUCUGAAGCCGAUGUAUGUCGGAGUUGGACGGGGAACUCAGAACUAUACCUGUGCUGAUUCGACAGCCAAAUCUGAACCCAAGGCCGCUGGAGCGGUUGCCAACCUCUACAAUGCCACCUGCAUCGCCGCCAGCUACCCGGCUCUGAUGGAAAUUAUCCCCAAAAUUGCCUACGCUAUCCCAUUGCCACAGAAUGAGGAUAGUCUUUUCCCACCAGCCAACAUGGAGCUCAUGGGUCACCACUUCUUUUAUGACUCGAGCACUCCGGAGUUCAACCUCGACCUCUCCUCCAAGAAAAAUGGCAUUGUCAUGACCAAGAAGAAGGGUGAGCUCAACGCACCUAAGGAUGCCUUCAAAGGGAAGGAUGGUGCUGUGUCCUGGCUUUACCUUACUGCCACGGAUGGCACGGUGGGCGACUACAAGAGUGUCUACCGGGUGAACACGGCUGGAGGCUCCCCACCCAAGACUUGUCAGGGCUUGGAAUCAUCCUUUACAGUGCAAUAUGCUGCCAACUAUUAUUUCUUUGGGAAAUAG
This is a messenger RNA of Penicillium alfredii, 756 nucleotides long. RefSeq lists its product as uncharacterized. The coding region runs from base 1 to 756 and encodes 251 amino acids. The record is from RefSeq and is a predicted model, not a curated record. The transcript is spliced from 2 exons. NCBI's taxonomy places the organism in Eukaryota, Fungi, Ascomycota, Eurotiomycetes, Eurotiales, Aspergillaceae.